Cotesia glomerata is the source of this 734-nucleotide messenger RNA. RefSeq lists its product as uncharacterized. The record is from RefSeq and is a predicted model, not a curated record. The transcript is spliced from 3 exons. The coding region runs from base 80 to 592 and encodes 170 amino acids. NCBI's taxonomy places the organism in Eukaryota, Metazoa, Arthropoda, Insecta, Hymenoptera, Braconidae.
AGCUACUAUCACUUUACUAUAAACUUUUUUAGCGUGAACCAUAUUUCUUCUAAGACGGAUUUUUCUUAAGAAAAGUACUAUGAAGCCAAAAAACCUCCUUAUUUUUGAAGUCGUAGUAAUUGCACUGGUGAUUUUGUCAUUUACAAAUAAAGUUGACGCUUUGGGCAAAAAUUGUCAGCGUUGGCUGCAGGCAUGGUUUCCUAUAUACUGCACCAGUAAUAAAGACUGUCCUGAUAAUUUGUCAUGUUUCGUAGAGGCUAAAGAGUGCAGAAACCCGUGUAAUUCUACCAGUUGUAAGUUUACAGAUGAUAUCUGCUUAAUAACGAACCAUACAAUCAAUUGUACAUCAAAUGCUAAAUCAUGUACGAAGCAAAAGGAUUGUCCAGAUAACUUAGAUUGCUUGGAAAAGAAAUGUAGGGAUCCAUGUGAUGGAAAGAAGUGCGGUAAAGGUAAAAUUUGUGUGGUACAAGAUCACAAGGACAUAUGUGGGUCUAUUAAUGGGAAAAAUAAUAAAACUGAAUUAGACGGAAAAGAGCAUGUGGUCCGUGAGUGUCAAUGGUGGGAUUUUUUAUGUCGUGCUGGUUGGUAUUAAUAGAGUCCGGAAAAUAACAUUAUUGCUUCAAACUAUUAUUUAGAAUGAAUGGUGAAAGAUUUUAAAUGUAUGUCAUUGGAGAUUUGUAUUACGACAAUAACAAACUGUAUUCUUUGAGAAAUAGAGAUCUUUGGAUUAUAAU